AUGAUUGAUCUCCAUGCCAACGAACAACCAGUAUCGUUCAACGACUUAUCACCGCAAACACAAGUCAUGUAUCCGUCAUUGCAAGCUUCCCAAAGCAGCACUAUUCCGCGAGAUGUCAGUACACUCCACAACAAUGCAUUCUAUACGACAUUCAAGCUCCAGCAAGGCAUCGACGUGAAGAGUGGCAAUGAUGAUGGUCAUUCAUCAUAA
This is a messenger RNA of Lichtheimia ornata, 210 nucleotides long. RefSeq lists its product as uncharacterized. The record is from RefSeq and is a predicted model, not a curated record. NCBI's taxonomy places the organism in Eukaryota, Fungi, Mucoromycota, Mucoromycetes, Mucorales, Lichtheimiaceae. Bases 1 to 210 code for a protein of 69 amino acids. The transcript is spliced from 2 exons.